This is a messenger RNA of Vespa mandarinia (Asian giant hornet), 2040 nucleotides long. RefSeq names its product PTB domain-containing engulfment adapter protein 1. The record is from RefSeq and is a predicted model, not a curated record. Lineage: Eukaryota; Metazoa; Arthropoda; Insecta; Hymenoptera; Vespidae.
CCGAAUUGUUUCUCAUUCGUUUCGGUGAGUUCUUCACUGUCGGAGCAAGUGAACAUAUUACGAGUAGACAAACAGGCAGCGGCAAUAGGUAGGUUGUGGAAACGUCAAAAAGUAAAGAUUGGAGAAUUGGACGAGAAUCCUCCUCGAACGUUGUCAACGAAGAACGGAAGAUCGAGCUGGCCGAGAAAGUGCAGGUUGGCUUGAUUGUAGGGUGUGCACAUCCGCGAGCAAAAUCCUUUUACCAAGCACCGAAGUGUUUCGUUGGUUGGUUGGUUGGUUGGUUGGUUGGUUGCUUGCUUGCUUGCUUGCUUGCUUGGUAGCGCAUCUUGGGAACAGGUUAGCAGCUGCGGACACCAUACGGCAGCUGCUCGUUAAAGUCGGUGGAUAUACUCUUAAGAGGACCGACAAAAUGAGGAACUCGACGUUGUUGAAGUGGGCACAAAAUUCGACGAAUAAUAAAAAUCAAACAAGUAAAAAUGGAGGAACGAGUAGAAACUGGAUACACCCACCGGACGCGCUUCAAAAAGGCCACAUCGCCUACCUAGUCAAGUAUUUGGGCAGUACAGAAGUCGAUCAACCGAAGGGAAUCGAAGUAGUGAAGGAAGCGAUCUGCAAGUUGAAAUUUAGUCAGCAAUUAAGAAAGAGUGAAGGAACUAAAACACCGAAGGUCGAACUCACAAUAAGCAUCGAUGGCGUGGCAAUUCAAGAGCCUAAAACUAAAACCUCACCGAAACGAAUCAUGCAUCAGUAUCCCUUGCAUAGAAUUUCUUAUUGCGCCGACGACAAAGGAGAAAAGAAAUUCUUUAGCUUUAUCGCAAAGGAAGAGGACGCGGAGAAACAUACCUGUUUCGUAUUCGUAAGCGAUAAGUUGGCGGAAGAGAUCACGCUUACAAUCGGUCAAGCUUUCGAUUUGGCAUACAGGCGAUUCUUAGAAACGUCUGGCAAGGAUCUCGAAACCCAAAGACGUUGCAUGGUAUUGCAACAAAAGAUCAAGAGAUUGGAGCACGAGAACAAUGUCUAUCGACAACGGUUGCAAGACAUUGCUGCUAUCAAAGGCUCAGCGGACGUGUCGACUUACCUCUUACAGCACGAUCUUCCGGAUAUCCUGCAUGUACCAGGAGCACCGAGCGAAUCUCCGCAAGUCAACGGCACUACAAACAAGUCUCCUCUCAUAGGAAUAAACAGCGACAGUAACGGAAACACAUCUAAUGGUCCCCAGCAACCACCACCUGUUCCUCCUAGGAGUUUUGAAAAAUCCUUUGAUGACGAUUUCAUGGGAAGCGAAGCAACACCAACGCCGGUUGUUGGUACUAAAUUAGAGGGUCUCCUCAUGGAUGAGUUCGAAGAGGACUUUAAUCCUCGUGCAUACGAAACGGCAGCUAACGGUCUUGUUAAUCAUCAAACGAACAACAAUCCUCUUCUCAAUGGUCAACUGUCGUCUAAUUCUAAUCUAUUUUCACAAACUAAUGGCACUGCGAGUCCGCCACCAUUAUUGGCACCGCCUCCAAAAGCUAAAGAUUCGAGACGACAGAAUGGAGUAAAAGAGGACCUUUUUGGCAGCGUGCCUUUCAAUCCUGCACCGUCUAUAAAUACAAAGAACGACUUCAAUGAUCCCUUUGAAAUGGGUGAAUUUGGUGCUACCACCAUAAACUCAAGUCCAAGCCAACAGGAAUUGGAAAAUGCCAUCGGACUUUUGGAUAAAAGAUUGCUCGAAAUGAAAGAUGGCUUCAGCAGAGGUUUAUCUAUCGGUACUGAUGAUUUUUCAUUGGAGAGUUUAGAUCCGUUAAGGAAUUAAAUCGAACGAUCAUUGAUCAUUAAUUAAAAUUUAUAAUGAAAUUGAUAUGAAGAAGACGGAAAGGAAAAAUUCUCUAUCAUGGUCUCUGUGGAGAGUAAAAAAUCUGUGUGUGAAACCAAAAUUAGUCAAUUACUGUUACUAUACGAUACUCGUAUAUUUAUGGUGAUGUUUGAUAUUUAUAUUAUAUUAUUAUAAUUAUCUAUUGAAUAACUUCUAAUACGUACGUGCAGUUUUUUCACGCUCAA